Messenger RNA from Nymphalis io (European peacock), 3246 nucleotides. RefSeq lists its product as uncharacterized. Gene Ontology annotation, molecular function: protein binding. The record is from RefSeq and is a predicted model, not a curated record. Bases 1 to 3246 code for a protein of 1081 amino acids. Lineage: Eukaryota; Metazoa; Arthropoda; Insecta; Lepidoptera; Nymphalidae. The transcript is spliced from 20 exons. Gene Ontology annotation, cellular component: motile cilium; extracellular exosome. Gene Ontology annotation, biological process: cilium movement; cilium assembly.
AUGAAGAAAUCUAAGAACCGAUCAGAGGCAUCUAUAAGAACAGUCAAGUCAGAAAUACAAUGUAAAGAAGAAAUAUAUGUGCCACCACUUGAUAUUCUUACUAUUAGCAUCCUAGACUUAAGAGUUCCGGACGAAGACCCUAAGCCGUACACCUUGAAGAUUACAUACUUUGAUCAAUUGCUAUUAUCAAGUGUAGUCACGUCUACUAAUAGAAGAGAGGAAGAAGUCGACAGUACAAGAAUCCUCGCUGAAGGAUAUAUGAAUUACGAUCCGUCAGAUUAUGAAAAAAUGUGUUUAUUUGUCAAUCAGCCACUUACUAGUAUGAAUCUUUAUUUAUCUUUUAAUCUUAUAAAGUUGCUGACACAGGUAAUGAUGUUACCCAUAAAAAGCAUCUCGAACGUAGAUACUGUCAGUUCAAUGGGACAGUCUCACUCAACGACAACAACAGUUAACAACACUCAACAAACAAACAAAUCGAGCGUAUUUUUUAAACAAGAGUCAUUUAUUGAUAGUUAUUGCUGCAACAUUGACAUACUCCCAAUAUUUAUCGAUACGAAAGAAAUGGUAAUCGAAAAAAGCAUGGAAUCCAUAGUACCACCGUCAGUUUUACUCGCCAAAAGUUGGGAUAAUUUUCCAAAAAUAACGUUAAAAUUGAAUAUAAUAAGAAACGAAGAGAAUAAAAUACAUCAUAAGAAAUUUAGAAAUUCGAACUAUUUUAAAUUUACCCUCGUGGGAUGUUACAACUUUCUAGUUCCUUUUAAAGACACCGUCGUUUAUACAGCAGCAACAAAAUUACCAGUUUGGAACGACAUGCACAGUUCAGUGUUUACAUUUUAUAACGGCUAUGAAACCCCAAAGAGAUUUGAUUACAUGUCCUUUUAUCCACACUGGGAGAGUCUAAGACUUCAAGAAGAACGAUUUACAAAAGGAGAUGUAAAACUUCAAUGUAACUUGAAAGAAUUCCAAAAUGUACAUAAUAUCGACUUGGAAUAUUACUUGAAUAGCUUACCACAAAAGUUUACUACAGUUUGGGCUUCAUUCCACCGAACUUUAUUACUUAAGGACUCAGAACAGUGGCUCUCUAACUACAUACGCCAAUACAAGUGGCCAUUAGAAGUGCAACUGUAUGAGGAAGGCCAAGGAUAUAGUUUAAUGGGUUUUAUCGACCUUUUUAGACUGCUCUAUCCAGGAGAAAAAACUACUAGAAUAGUAGUACCGUUGCAAUGGUUUGACGCAGAGAGCCUGAUGGAAAAAUGUGGUUGUGAACCACUACUAGCAACCAAUGAAAGAGUUCAGUCGCCGAACCAUCACAAAAUUGUCAGUAAUACAACAGAAACUACGGUUGUCAGCAACGAAAUACUACCGACAGGUAACGAUGGCAACUGCGCCUUCGCUAUUAUAGAAGUGACUAUGGCGCGACCUUUUAUGAAGCCUAUUAUACCACCACACAUAACACAAUCGGAAAUAAAUGAAAUGGCAACCGACAUAGAGUUAUUACCGAUAAAACGAGAGUGCUCUGGACGUGGUCAGCUCAAGCACGAUUGGCAAGCGACAGUAAUCAGUGCCGCUAAAUCGCUACGACGUGUUCCUUAUUAUGGUACGGCAGAUCUUUGUACGAUCAUCAGACAACUGAGUACAUCACGGACGCGUGUGGAACUUUUUACGUCCUUCUGGCAAGAAGCUGCCAUAUACGUCAAUAACAAUUUUGUUGUUAGCAAUUUCGUGCGAUCCAACGAUACAUACGAAGAGAUGCUUAUGAUAGCCCACUCUUGUCUGAUGAAAAUCACGUACGAGACACUCAAUGAAAUUGAUGGCACACAAGAAAUAAACGCAACGCUGAGAGCCGCCAGGCAGUCGCGACAACUUCAAGACCUACCUCACGCUAUGGAACUUUAUUUGCAGUUGGCGGUAGAGAGGCCUCGGGAAGCAGAUAAUUGGCGUGAGUUAGCUACAUGCCUUAGAGACAUUGACGAGGACUGGGCUAACGUCUGUAUCAACAAAUCGCUUUUACUAAAUCCACGACAUCCCUUAAGCCUCCUAUCAAAAGGCUCUAUGGUAUUUGAAGAAGAUCCUGACGCAGCUGAGCCAUUUUUUGUAGCCUUAAUAGCAUAUUAUCCAUUUUACCCUACUUUAUGGAUAGCUGCUAACGCGUAUUAUCUUCACAGAGAGCUAUUUGAUAUGGCUCAACAAAUCAUGGAACAAAUAAAAAGGACAAGAGCCGAAGGUUUGUCGGAGGAAUUGCGAUACUCACGCGCAUGGGAAAGAGAACUUGGAGAUUGGUGGGACAACACACCCUUAUUACCUGGUACCAGCUUAUAUUACGACGCAGCCGACCUUCUGCUAAGAAUACGAGCUAUUUCUUUAGCUGAGGUCUGCAUAGCUCGUGCUCUAUCAGAAACUGGCGAAUCUCCUGUAUACUAUCAUAUGGUCGCGCUGUGCUGUCGACUAAGGGGACAGAUCGAAGACGCAUUAUGCCAUCUUAAGCAAGGAAUCGAAAAAUUUGGUGAAAUAAGUUAUUUAAGGAGCCUUGAAGGUGAGUGCCAUCAUAAGAUGAAAGAUAUAGUUUCAUCCGUGGCAUCGUUCAAGAAAGCGGGCAGUUAUGGUAGCCCUUACAUCGCCUUACUUUCUCUGCCACGAUAUGACCAUCAGCGGACUCGUUCGAUUCUUUCCGACGUUGUUCGUCGCCAUCCAAGCGCCUAUGCAUGGAUCGCAUUGGCUGAGGAUUGGUUGAUGCGCAGUUCUCUCGGAGAAGGAGGAGAUGCAGAAAUUAAAAGAGACCAACGAACAGCAACUUCUAAUGCUGCUAACUGCGCAGCUAGAGCGCUCAAUUGUGACCGCCGCGCAGGACGCGCCUGGGCAUUGCUGGCAAGUCUGCUCUCACCGAGCACAAGGCGACAAUACUGCAGAACGAUGGCAGCGCUGGCAACGGUUUCCCCGCAUCCGUUGCCCAAAAGUCCAAACUUAUGGGAGCAGAUAGUUGACGUCAUCUCGCCGUCUGCGCCCUGCUCUCUUGCGGCGCAUUGGAGCUACCAGAUCGUCGUACUUUCUUACUCGCUCUGCUACUUCCUACUGCUUAAUCACGAUCUCACAGAAGGUGAUCUAAGCAUCUCUCUAUUCACGUGUGAUUACAAAAAACCAAUUGAUGAACUCAAAAAAGCUUUGGGAGAACAAAAAUCGUUUUGUUUUCGCAUCGGCAAAGUUCUACAAGAGUGUCGUUGUGAAAUGUGUAAUAAUCUUGUUAUUUGA